This is a messenger RNA of Hermetia illucens (black soldier fly), 1016 nucleotides long. RefSeq names its product integumentary mucin A.1-like. Bases 248 to 901 code for a protein of 217 amino acids. The transcript has 2 exons. Lineage: Eukaryota; Metazoa; Arthropoda; Insecta; Diptera; Stratiomyidae. The record is from RefSeq and is a predicted model, not a curated record.
GAGCCGUUUGGUAAUGGAUAUGUGUUUAUUCAAAUGACGCUGUGGGAUAUUCAGCGACUUUCUGGGAAUUGAUAAUGCCAAGAAUUCUACGUAGAGCGUCGUUUUGAAAAAUAAUAUCUUUGGUCACUGAAUGCAAUUUAAUGCUAUUUAAGAUUGUGCGAUUGUUCUGGAGUUGAUCAGUUUUAAUCUGGAACUUGGUUUUGUGAUGUUAUUGGAACACAAAGAAAAGUGAAUUGAAAACUCGAAAAUGGAAAAUAUUUGUAUAAUCCGGUUUUGGUUAGCUUUGGUGGUUGCCUGCCACGUGAGUGUCUGGUGUCAAGAUAUACCCCCAGGGACACUAGAGCCCGAGUUGCAAGAAGCGACAACGGAUUUUGCUUUGGAUCCUGAAUCCACUAGUAUUCAGAUGAUAACCACCCCCCAUGAGGAUAGCAAAACGACAACUUCUGAUCCAAAUACUAUUCAGACAACAACUGCUCCUGAUGAGAAUGGGACAACAACGGAUAUUUCGCCUACAGAAUCUGUUAAAACAUCUUCUAAUACGAUGAAAAGCGCCACCGAAAGAGAAAUUGAAACAUCCACGGCAACAGCAACUGCAAUACCUCCUACCUUUACCGUAACUACUCAAGGAACCCUUAGCACCACCCAAAUUACAACAACAACCUCUACAACAUCAACAAAGCCGCCGUGUCCUAGGCCAGUUUGCUUUUAUAGUCUCAGUAAAACAAGAUUUCUUUUAAUUUUCACGAGAAUAUGUUGUUACCAUUGUUGCUAUUUCAAAAACUCCCCAUAUGAGCGCUGCCGCCCAGUUCAUUUAAGACAUUGUGGAUAUCCCUACCAAUAUCCUUCUUAUUAUAAAGAUGCGGAAGAUUAUCACGAUGAUAGCGAGUAUUACAAUUAUUGAAACAGUAUACGUUUAAGUGUUUAGGGAUAUUACUAGCAUAAUUUGUUAAUAAUUUCCAAUAUUUUUCUUUGUUAAUAAAAGCAUUCGUUUGAUGUUCGUUUCAUUAUCUGCGAAA